This is a messenger RNA of Sander lucioperca (pikeperch), 3723 nucleotides long. It is a transcript of the gene tax1bp1b, whose product is annotated as Tax1 (human T-cell leukemia virus type I) binding protein 1b. The coding region runs from base 271 to 2883 and encodes 870 amino acids. Lineage: Eukaryota; Metazoa; Chordata; Actinopteri; Perciformes; Percidae. The record is from RefSeq and is a predicted model, not a curated record. The transcript has 17 exons.
AAAUAUUUUUUGCACUUGAUUUUACAUUAAAUCAUUGUGUGUUCUUUGUAACAUUGUUUCGCUGUCUGCUAUCUAAGGUUAUUAUUGUAACAUUUCUUUUAGAUGGGUGGGAUUCCCAAGCAAGGUCCCCUUUCCGGAAAUGACGUAAUGUUAUUAUUAUUCCAGGAAGAGGGCACGGGAAAGCACUGAACUGCGUCAACAAUUGUUUUUAUCAUAGAUUCGGAUUUCAGCUCCUGUUCAACAUGGCAACUGGCCACUGCUGAGUGAUUUAUGGAACUGUUCCUGGACGGGACUUUAUUAAGCGACACCAUGGACACAUCAAACUUUGCCCACGUCAUCUUCCAGAAUGUGGGGAAGAGUUACAUGCCCCAUGCUGCACUGGAGUGUCACUAUACCCUGACACAGUUCAUCACACCCAAUCCAAAGGACUGGGUUGGCAUAUUCAAGGUUGGUUGGAGCACAGCGAGGGACUAUUACACAUUCUUGUGGUCGCCCCUCCCUGAGAACUAUGUGGAAGGCACCGCAGUCAACCGAAUAGUGGUCUUUCAGGGAUAUUAUGUGCCCAACGAUGAUGCAGAGUUCUACCAGUUCUGUUAUGUGACCCACAAAGGGGAGAUCAGGGGAGCCAGCACGCCAUUCCAGUUUCGUGCCAACAGCCCUUCAGAGGACGAGCUGCUGACUGUGGAGGAUGAAUGCAACUCUGACAUCCUGGUGGUCACCACCAAGGCUAGCUUCCUUGAGCAAAAGAUGGAGGAAGCCAAGAGAGAGAAAGAGGAACUGGUGAAAAACAUGGGCCUCCUGCAACAGGAGAAGGAGCAGCUGGAAGCUGAGAAGGAGAGUCUUCAGAAGGACUGUGAGCAGGAGAAAGAAACCUGUGCCCAGCUGAGAAGAGCGAGCCAAGAGGUGCAGAAUUCUUCCCAGGCCCUGCAAGAGGAGAAAGAGGAGGUGAAGAGGAGGCUGGAGGAGGCCACAGCCAGAGUUAUACAGUUGGAGGAGGAUCUGAUUGGAGUCACCCAGAAGGGCCUACAAAAGGAAACUGAGCUGGACAGUCUCAAGGAUAGAGUGAAGAAACUUACAGCAGAGAAGGAGGCACUUGAAUCUCAUCUUAAGAAUGAGAAAGAUGAGAAGGAACUAUACAAGACUCACCUGAAAAACCGGGAGCUAGAGAACACCAAGCUGAGUGCAGAGCUGCAGAUGCUGAAAUCUGUGGACGUGAACAAGGAAAACACCAUUGCCCAGUUUAAAGAGGAGGUGGGACGCCUGCAGACGUGCCUUACUGAAAAGGAGAAACAUUACAGAGAGAUACUGGCCAAAGUCCCCCCCUUGGGAGAUAUGAAGGCCCUGAAGGAGCAGCUGCGGCAGAAGGAGGAACAGCUCCAGGCCAAACAGCAGCAGUCCUCCUUGUUAGCCGCUGAGUUGAGGGACUCCUCUAGCACCCGCGACCGUACCAUGUCCGAACUCUACCACAUGAAGCUGGAGGCAGAUGCCAUUCGCCAGGCCAAGGCUGAAGCUCAGGCCCAGUGCGUCCGCCUGGAGCGCCUGGUAGAGCAGAUGAAGGCAGAGGCCAAGAUUGAAGCUGCCAAAGCAGAAGAAGAAGCUGCUGCCGACCCAGCUGUUUUAGCAGAGCUGCAGAGAGAGGUGGAGGACCUGAAGCUGCGGCUGCACAUGGCUGCAGAACACUACAAGGAGAAAUACAAGGAAUGUCAGAGACUGCAAAAACAAGUGCUUAGAUUCUCUGAUCCGCAAGGGGAUCUGAAGAGAAGCUCAGCACAAGAGGCCUCAACAAUCCCUUUAUCAGUGAGUCCAGACACUUCAGUGCCAGGGAGUCCAGGUUCUGCUGAUCCCAUGCUGGAAGCCAUCAUCCAGGAGAAACUUAAAGGCAUCAGCAGAGAGGCGUCCGACAGGAAUGACAAGUACAGGAAAUGCAAGCAGAUGCUGGUGGAGGAGAAGGAGCGUAGCUGCAUGUUUGCUGAUGAGCUGGCCAAGAUGGAGGUGAAAUUUAAGGAGCAACUGAAGACGAAUGAGAACAUGAAACUGCAGUUGGCAGCAGAGGAAGAUCGCUACAAGAGCCAGAUAGCUGAGAAGGGACGGGAGCUAAAGGAACUGAAGGGGACUCUAGCACUUGUUGUGAAGGAGAAGGAAAAAGUAGAGGAGGAGCUCCAGAAGGGCAGCAGCAGCAGGAAGGGAGAUCAGGGGGCCAGUGAGAAAACCGGCUUGGAGAGUAUCCAGUCCAAUGUGCCUUUAUUCCUGCAGUACCCUGUCCCCUACACCCAGGAUGCCCCCACCCCACUGCUGGUCUCUAAGAGCCCCAGCAAGCUGCAUUUUGGGAACCCUUACUCCAUCUCAGACUCUAAAGGUUUGUUUCCUUUUCAGAUAGAUUCACAUAACUUUAAUAAUUUACUUGUAUUUACGGUAGCUAUGUCUUUGAAUUCCCUUCCUGCAGAUGAGGGAGAUGAGGAGUUCUCAAAUGACCAGCUGCUUAGGCCCCCUGUGGGCCCGCCCUCCUGGGACAGCAAUGUGGUGUGUAACCAACCCACCCGCAAUCAUAGCCGGCCAGAAGGCCACGAGGAGUCAGAGGAAAAGCAAAACAUCAACAAUGGUAAUACCAACGAACAGCCCACAGCAACUGAAACUCACAGCCCAUUUGUGACCGAUGGACAAACUGCCUUCUGCUUUGAUCCCAGCAUGGACAUGAAGCGAUGUCCACUCUGUGAGGUCAUCUUCCCACCCAACUAUGACCAGAGCAAGUUUGAGGAGCACGUGGAGAGCCACUGGAAAAUCUGCCCCAUGUGCAGCGAGCAGUUCCCGCUGGACUGCGACCAGAAGGUGUUUGAGAAUCAUGUGCUCACUCACUUCGAUGGCCACCCGCUCAACUUUGACUGAAGAAACCGAAAAUCAGCACAUUCAGUCUGCCUACUUCCUGUCACCACUGAAAUAAAUCACUCUGCACUCUUUUCUGCAUGUAAUGGUGUGAAGAUCUACUCUUUAGGACUAUACUGACUUUCGCUUUGUUACUUCAAGUUAGAGAAACACUUUGAAGUGAUGUGACAUUUUGAAAUGACAUUCUAGUUCAGUGUAUAUGGCAGGGCUACGAAAAUGUUUUUAUAGGUGGAAGAUUUCCCUUCAUUUGGAAUUUGAAGAAUAAUUUAGGGGGAUAAGACUGUUGUACGUACAAUACGGACUUUAAAUUGACUCGGCUCUCACAGAUCUGUCAGACUACAGGAUGUAAUGAAUCAGGGAAAGUGUUUACCAAACUUACAUUUAAAACAUCCAACCAAAUGGUUCCCCCCUUAAACUUCACUGUACAACUCAUUUGCUCAUUCUUUUUAGAAAGCAGCCUUGCUGCACUAUAUGCAGUCAGGGAGAUAGCUUCAGUGAUUACAUUCAGACAUGAUAAUACACUAUAUCAUCAGAUCAUCUAUUUUAGAAUAAUUAAAGCUAAUGAUAUUGUGAAAGCCUUGCUACUUUGUGUAUGAUAUAGAUUUGUUUUAUGUUAGGUUUCCUUUGUUUUGAUUUAUACAUAUUUAAUUGGGUUUUUUGGGUCAGAAUCCUUAUGAACCUUCAUAUCAUCAGCUAAUCAGUGCAUGCUGAGCUUAUGUUAAAUUUCCUUCUUCGGUUCUUCUCUUUUACAGUAAUAAGUUAUUUCAUCCAUAGAUAUGUUUCAUCUGUUAAGUGAGUUUCAUGUAUCUAAUACAAACUAAUAAAGUCUGUUUGAAUCUGAAA